CCCCGCAGCUCCCGCCGCGGCGCGCGAGGAGCUCUCCAGCAGAGCUCGCUUCACCGAGGGGGCAGCCGAGGAGCGCGGCUUUGUCGCAUCCCGCGGCCGGGAAGGCGCAUCGCGGCCGAGCAACGGAGCCGCCCGGGCCGGGGCAGCCCACCGCGCCUCGCCUGGGUCCUUCCCGCCGGGCCUGGGCCCCCGCAGGCGGCGCUGCCCACGGGGUGCCCUAGGGGGACCCCGCGGCUGCUGCCGGCCGCGGCGGGGCUGCGAGCGGGGGCAAUAGCGAAGCCUUCUCCUUCUUCUGGUCGUCGUCUUUUCUGAGGAAAUCUCUGCUCCGAGCCCCCCGGCAGCGCAGAGGACAGCACAUCCUCUGGCCGCGUCCUUCCAGCGUGAAGUCGUGCUGGUGAGAGGCAGCGCACAAUGAAGUCUGGGAUGGGUUCGGUCCAGGUUUGUCAGCACUGGCUGACAGAGCUGGAGAUCUUCACUAUGAUCUUUGCAGCUGCCAUCCAUGACUAUGAACACACUGGAACCACCAACAACUUUCAUAUCCAGACACGGUCAGACUCAGCCGUUCUAUAUAAUGACCGGUCUGUGCUUGAAAAUCACCGCGUUAGUGCAGCGUAUCGUCUUUUGCAAGAUGAUGAAGAGAUGAAUAUUUUAUCUAAUCUCUCAAAGGAUGACUGGAGGUAAAAAUGAGCAUGGUGGCUGCCUAGGGACCUUGCAGUAUCGCCACGGACCGUUACUGCCUUGUUUGAAUGGCAAUAUGCAUUAUUGUAUAUUACACAUUGGUAUUUGUAUUGCUACCAAAAAAAAAGCUUUAGAAGGAGUUUGUCUUGCUUAUUUCUGCUUUCAGUUUUCACCUCUGGUAGUGAGACCAUACUUGGUGACGAUGGAUUAUAAUAGGAAAUUGACUCCCCUCGAAUUUCUAAGUCUGACAGAGACACCCUUCAUACAGAUCCAUUUGUAACGGAGUGUAGAGCUAGCCUGCUGUUUGUCCAUCCUGAAGCAUAAAUGUAACCUUUAUCUACUUUGACACUCCAUGCCUAGAAAUUAUAAAUGAGUCUUAAUGCAAAAAAGAACCCAGUCCAAAGAGCAUAAAUCAGUGUACUGUAUAUGCCAAGGUGAUGUAAGAAGCUGUAAUUUGAAAUAAGCUUCAUGCGACGUAUGAUUUCUGUGCCAAAAUCAGCCCAUGAUUUGCUUUCUAAUAGCAGACAGUUCAAACUGAUGAGAGCUUUCUGUUUUUAUGGGUGUUUUGAACUCCAGGGGGUGGUACUUUAAAAAUAACCCAAUGUGCUAGACAGGAAGAAUCCUGCUCCGUGGGUCUUUCUCAUGGGAGAGGAAGCAACUUGUGGGAUCUUACGUGAUGCAUGGUGCCUCCUGCAUAGGCUUAAUUGUGACACAGUGCUGAGCAGGCAGUUCAUUGGUUUUUUAAUAUUAACGUGGGGAAAUGAGCCCUUCUCUGGGGCCUGGCUUUUAGCAAGCUGGUCAGUGAAGGCUCUGCUUUAGCCUGAAGUUCCUGUUUAUUUUAACUUGUGGACAGUGAUGUGAUCCUAUAUCUGAACACCAGGAAUACAACUCGGGAAUUUGCAUGGCUGAUUUCAAUCAAUGUGAGGGUUGUGGAGGAGUGGCCUGAGAAAUUCUUUCCCCCAGUAUAGAAAAUAGUCUCAUGGUGGGCAGCAAGCAGGAACGGAAAAAAAAAAAAAAAAUCUGCAUUGAGGUGUUAAAAAUCUAGUUUAUUUUUUUAGCUACAGCUGGUAAUGCCUUGUCAAAUACUGGCAGCAAAUUACUGCUUCCUUUUAUGUUGGUGGGCGAAAAGCAAAGAACUAACUGACUAGAAAGAGCAGCCCUAGAGCCACUGUCUGCUGGGAGCAGCGGAGCAGCUCAUUGAGCGUGCUUCACUGU
Messenger RNA from Falco peregrinus (peregrine falcon), 1893 nucleotides. Its product is annotated as dual specificity calcium/calmodulin-dependent 3',5'-cyclic nucleotide phosphodiesterase 1A-like. Lineage: Eukaryota; Metazoa; Chordata; Aves; Falconiformes; Falconidae. Gene Ontology annotation, molecular function: 3',5'-cyclic-nucleotide phosphodiesterase activity. The transcript is spliced from 3 exons. Gene Ontology annotation, biological process: signal transduction. Bases 412 to 681 code for a protein of 89 amino acids. The record is from RefSeq and is a predicted model, not a curated record.